Messenger RNA from Neolamprologus brichardi, 2395 nucleotides. The record is from RefSeq and is a predicted model, not a curated record. NCBI's taxonomy places the organism in Eukaryota, Metazoa, Chordata, Actinopteri, Cichliformes, Cichlidae.
GUAAAACCGAGGGAAGGUCAGCGCGGCAGAAACACGAAGCUGACCUGAAACUUUUUCACGUCCACGCGCUCAUUCCUCACCUCCUCUCAGAGACUUUGGGAUAAACUCCAGCAAACCGUGACCUCACCUUUCCCGACCCGGGACACCCUGCGUGUGUGUGUUUCGGGACUUUUGUCGCGGAGGUCUGAGCACCCGGCUGGUUCUCCGUCUUACCUGUCCCAUCCACCCGUCCGUGCUGCAUCGUGUCCGGACGGCAGCGUCCCCAGUUUGAUCCUGUUCCAAUUUAUCUGAGCCCAGCUGCGAGCGACCCGUCUGCUAGAUCGAUAUCAUUUGGAUGAAGAUGAGACAACUGAGCGCAUUCAUCCUGUUGACCCUGGCUGUCCUCGCAACAGCCAGACCAAAAAGAGAACCUGCGCAGAAAUGUAAGACUGGUCCGGUGGAUCUAGUCUUCCUCAUCGACAGCUCCCGCAGCGUUAGGCCGCAUGAGUUUGAGACCAUGAGGAAGUUUAUGAUUGACAUCAUUAACACCCUGGAUAUUGGACUAAAUGCCACCAGAGUGGGAGUCGUUCAGUAUUCCAGUCAGGUCCGCACUGAGUUCACUCUGAAGACUCACGCCAGGCUGAGCAACAUAGUGAAAGCCAUCAAUCAGAUCAUCCCCCUCGCUCAGGGUACCAUGACCGGACUCGCCAUCAGAUACAUGAUGAAUGAAGCUUUUACUCCAGAGGCUGGAGACAGGCCAAAGGUUCCAAACGUGGCCGUGAUCGUGACAGACGGACGUCCUCAGGACCGCGUGGCUGAGGUGGCCGCUGAGGCGAGAGAAAAAGGCAUUGAGAUCUAUGCUGUGGGCGUGGCCAGGGCAGAUAUGACAUCACUGAGGGCCAUGGCGUCACCGCCCUUUGAGGACCACGUCUUCCUGGUUGAGUCCUUCGAUCUCAUUCACCAGUUUGGCAUCCAGUUCCAGGAUAAGCUCUGCGGCGUGGAUCUGUGUCUGGAGUCAGACCACGGCUGUGAGCACAUCUGUGAGAGCACUCCUGGAUCCUACCACUGCCUCUGUCUGCCCGGAUACACUGUGAACGAUGACGGGAAGACAUGCGCAGCCAUAGAUCUGUGCGCUGAGAGAAAACAUAACUGUGAACAAAUCUGCGUCAGCUCGCCGGGCUCCUUCACCUGCGACUGCAACAAAGGAUACAAACUGAACAAUGACAAGAGGACCUGCUCAAUGAUCGACUACUGUUCGUUUGGGAACCACAGUUGCGAUCACGAGUGUGUGAGCGUGCUCAAUGGCUAUCGCUGUCGCUGUAACGAGGGAUACAGGCUGCUGGAGGACAGCAAGACCUGCCAGGCCAUUGACCUGUGCGCUGAGGGGAAGCACGACUGUGAACAAAUCUGCAUCAGCGCGCCGGGCGUCUACACCUGCGACUGCAACAAAGGAUACACGCUCAAUGAGGACGAGAAGACCUGCACACCCAUUGACCUGUGUGCGGAGGGAAAGCACGACUGUGAGCAGAUCUGUGUCAGCGCUCCGGGCGUUUUCACCUGUGACUGUAACAAAGGAUUCAAACUCAACAAGGACAAGAAGACCUGCACAAACAUGAACAUGUGUAACACAGUGGAGCACGGCUGUGAGUACCAGUGUGUGAGCACUCCAGGCUCUUAUCACUGCAUCUGCCCAGAGGGACAGCUGCUACAGGACGACGGCAAGAGCUGCGGCACCUGCAAGUCUGCAAACAUCGACCUGGUGCUUCUGAUCGACGGCUCAAAGAGCGUCCGCCCUCAAAACUUUGAGCUUGUCAAAAAGUUUGUUAACCAGGUCGUCGACUCUCUGGACGUGUCUGCUCACGGUACCAGAGUCGGUCUGGUUCAGUACUCGAGCCGGGUCAGGACCGAGUUUCCCCUCAACAUGUACCACACAGCUGAUGAGAUCAAAGCUGCAGUCAUGAAGGUUGAUUACAUGGAGAAAGGUACGAUGACCGGCCUGGCCCUGAAGCACAUGCUGGAAAACAGCUUCUCUGAGGCAGAAGGCGCUCGUCCUCUGAGCCGCAACAUUCCACGAAUCGGGCUGGUUUUCACAGACGGGCGCUCCCAGGAUGACAUCACCGAGUACGCCAAGAAGGCCAAAGAAGCCGGCAUCAACAUGUACGCGGUGGGUGUUGGAAAAGCGGUGGAAGAUGAGCUCCGUGAGAUCGCGUCUGAGCCUGUGGAGAAGCAUUUCUAUUACACCACUGACUUCACCGCCAUCAGCACCAUCGCUGAAAACCUCAAACUCAAUGUCUGCCCAGAGGAGAGUCAGGGCGAGAUUGAGGUGAAGAACCCCUGUGCAUGUGAAAGUCUGGUGGAGUUCCAGCAGGCCACUAUGAACAGCCUGGAGCAGCUCACACAGAAACAUAUCCUUUAA